GAGUGCUCUCUUUGACCACAUUCUUUCACAAAAAAUAAAUAACCCUCAGUAAGAUUAUUGACAGGAUGUUGUACAUGUGGCUGUUGGACUGCAACUCCUAUAUUGUCUCAGCAUUAGCUAUGCUUUUGGGACUGAUGGGAGUUGUAGUCCAACAACAUCCUGAAGGCUUUAUAUUAACUACUUUGAGAUUAUGCUGGGACACACUUACACUUUAUUAAAGGUGGGAAGAGGAAGUCCGUCAUCGAGACCGGGCCUCACAAGCUGGGGACGUGAGACCACCAGCUGUCAGCAGGGUUCCUUUCCCCCCUUCAUCUUCAACCCCCACAAAGGGCUUUCCCUUGGAAGAGGCUGGUGCCUGCUUGCUUCUCCCCCAGCCUCACACCACCCUCCUUAUUAGCAUGUGGCUACUGAUAGAUAGAUAAAAACUUCAUUACAGUCAAAGACCAGCUCCAUUCAAUAAAUACAUAGAUUUAAAGAAGAAAAUACCUAAAAGAUUGUCUUAUAACCCCACUCGGAUUAAUAAAUACUUUGACACAAUAUCAGUCAUCCUAAGUCGGUGACAUUCCCAGACUUUGUCCUUGUCCAACUAGGUAGGGCCACACUCCCUCAGGAUCUGUCUUUGGACACCCAUUGUGGCCGCCAAGUAUUUAGCAAUGAUGUUUGUUAUUGUCGGGUUAGUGUCAGACAGCAGUAUAUAGAUAUAUUGUUCCAUAUGGCCCAGGAAGUGAUUCUUCAGUGAGGAAAUGAAUGCAGUGCAAAUAUCCCUGCAGAAUGUGCACCUCGACAGUUUCUGUCUGUUUCAUCCCACAGCGGCAAAGGCUCUCUGACCAGGGAAACUUUUUAUACCAUCCCUCCGAAACUGCCCAGGGGAGUGUGUUAAGGCAGGCCAAGACUUUGUCCUUGAAAACACGUAAGAAGAGGGCAACAUUCAUGGAUGUAGCUUUGACAGAGGACGAGGAAAUGGGUGCAUCCUUGGCUGGGAACUUUGAACUGCAAUAUGAGGCUUUGUCCCUGAAGAAGCAUAAGAAGCCCAAGAACCAAAGGGAUAUAUCCUGGCCUCAGGUCUUUAAGCUGCAAAAUCAGGGUGGUUUUUGGCAGCUUACUCCUGAGCUAGGGACUCAUUUGGGUCUUGAUAUAGAUUAUGUAGUCAAUGUUCAGCUUACAAAAAACGGGAUUCAGUCACUUGGUCUGAAGAGAAAAGAGAAGCUGCUGCAGUUGAUUGCUACACUUCUGGUGCUGCAGCUUGUAUGGUUCACUAAACUGGAAGGCAUCAUCUUCAAAUCUUUAAUGAAAUUGAAUGAGUCUCCUCCAUCAUGGUAUGUUUUGGGAGCAAAGUUGACAUUAGAUGUUGAGUUGCCUAAGAAAAUUUGGAUUGGGAGAAAGGGCUAG
Messenger RNA from Varanus komodoensis (Komodo dragon), 1389 nucleotides. RefSeq names its product protein mono-ADP-ribosyltransferase PARP4-like. The record is from RefSeq and is a predicted model, not a curated record. The transcript is spliced from 5 exons. The coding region runs from base 748 to 1389 and encodes 213 amino acids. Lineage: Eukaryota; Metazoa; Chordata; Lepidosauria; Squamata; Varanidae. Gene Ontology annotation, molecular function: NAD+ poly-ADP-ribosyltransferase activity.